Messenger RNA from Zingiber officinale, 1953 nucleotides. RefSeq names its product ACT domain-containing protein ACR8-like. NCBI's taxonomy places the organism in Eukaryota, Viridiplantae, Streptophyta, Magnoliopsida, Zingiberales, Zingiberaceae. The transcript is spliced from 6 exons. The record is from RefSeq and is a predicted model, not a curated record. The coding region runs from base 400 to 1740 and encodes 446 amino acids.
UUACUCCCCCGCCGCCCGCUUCCCCGCUUUAAAUAAGCCGCACCGCCGCGGCUCGCCGUGUCUCCACCGCUGCGCUUUUCUGGUUCCCAAGCAGAGCCAAUAACCAAAGCGCAGUUUCCCCACGUAAAGCCGCGACAAAAAAAAUAUAGCAUUGUUAGCGGAGACAGAGAGCAAGAGAGGGCGGAUCUGUUGUUGCCGUCGGCAUCGCCGUUGUCGUUGUUGCCAUCGCCGCGGGGGUUUCGAAGCCGCCGUGUGAGCUCCGAAAGGAGCUCGAGGGCGACUUAAAGCGCAAAGGGAGAAGAAAAAAGUGAUCUUGUGGUCGAGGAAGGACGGAGCAUAGGAACUUGGGUUCCCCUUCCUUGACCUCAGAAGAGGACUCCCGGAGAGGAAGAAACAGAGAUGACCUGGCCGGCGUAUUUGAAUGAGUACGAGAAGCUCGUCAUUCGGAUGGACAACCCCAGGGUUGUGAUCGACAAUGCCGUUUGCCCCACAGCGACUCUCGUGAAGGUCGACAGCGCCAGGAAGCAUGGCAUCCUCCUCGAAGCCGUGCAGGUCCUCACCGAUCUCAAUCUCUCCAUCAAGAAGGCCUACAUCUCCUCCGACUGCCGUUGGUUCAUGGACGUCUUCCACGUCACCGACCAGUUCGGCAGCAAGCUCACCGACGAGAGCGUCAUCUCUUACCUCGAGCAGUCCUUGGACACGGAGGAGAGCGAUUUCGAGCGACCCAUUGGCGCCGAGGGCUACACUACCCUCGAGCUCGCCGGCGCCGACCGCCCUGGCCUACUCUCGGAGGUAUUCGCGGUCCUCGCAGACCUCGGUUGUGGCGUAGUCGACGCGAAGGUGUGGACCCACAACGACCGCAUCGCGUGCCUCAUCUCCAUCCACGACGAGCUCUCCGGCGCGUCAAUCGACUACGACUCCCCCCGGAUCCUCCACAUCGAGUCCCGCCUCCUCCACGUCCUGAAGGGCGACCACGGUGUCUGCGGCGCCAGAGCCGCCGUCUCUUCCGCGGCGAUCUGCCAUCCCGACCGCCGCCUUCACCAAAUAAUGUUCGCCGAUCGCGACUACGACCGGACAUCUCCGCCAUUAACGACAACACAGUCUUCCUCGUUCCCUGCCGUCUCUAUUCAAAACUGGAUCGAAAGGGGUUACUCCGUAGUCACCGUGCAAUGCCUCGAUCGCCCGAAGCUCCUCUUCGACGUGGUGUGUACGCUCACAGACAUGGAAUACGUCGUGUUCCACGGCACCAUCGACACUGACGGCAAUAUUGCUCAUCAGGAGUUCUACAUAAGGCAUAAAGACGGCAGCCCGAUCAGUUCCGGAGCAGAGAGGCAAAGAAUGAUUCAAUGCUUGCAAGCAGCCAUCGAGAGGAGAUCAAUAAAGGGGCAAAGGCUAGAAUUGUACAUGGAGGAUCGCCCGGGACUCCACUCGGAGGUAACUCGAACACUUCGAGAGAACGGUUUGCUGGUCACGAGAGCAGAGGUGUCGACCAAAGGAGAUAUGACCUUGGCCAUGUUCUACGUGACGGACGCCUCCGGGCAACCAGCGGAUCCCGGGGUCAUCGACGCAGUCCGGCAAAGGAUAGGUCCCGAUUGCCUAAUAGUGGAGGAGAAACGGCCCCAGUUCCGGCGCCACGAGGUGGCGCAGGGGUUGGGUGGCGUCGGCGUUGGGCUGUUCUACUUGGGAAAUCUUUUCUGGAGGAAUUUGUAUAAUUUGGGACUGAUCAAGUCCUUUUCAUAGCUCCAAACCUCCAUUUAUUACCAUCCAGAAUUUUCUCCUUGCGUGUACAACUUUGUAUAUGAAGUCCAUUACGUAUUGGUCUGCACAUAGUGGGUAAAGCAGAGCUCGAGGUGGUGGAUUGUGAUUGCUGUUUCCUGAAUUCCUGGAGUUUGUUGUUUUAGAUACUCUUUGUAUAUAAGUAAUUGACAUUUGAAUUCAGGAGCUUGAUUUACU